Molecule: messenger RNA, 478 nt
Organism: Daucus carota subsp. sativus
Lineage: Eukaryota; Viridiplantae; Streptophyta; Magnoliopsida; Apiales; Apiaceae
Exons: 1
Coding region: 66-338 (90 amino acids)
Biological process (GO): iron-sulfur cluster assembly
Source: RefSeq, a predicted model, not a curated record
AUGAAAAUAAAAGAACAAAAAAAGGCAGCACAUACAGCUUCUUGUUGCAAACCACACGGUAAAGAAUGGCCGCUGCGUCGCCGUCACGGCCGGAAAUCAUAUCUCUAUUCCGGUCACUCCUUCGAACAUCCCGUCAAUUCUCGGAUUACAACAUCAGAGAGUACAGCAAGCGUCGCACAAUCGACGGAUUUCGUUUGAAUAAACAACUGACUGACCCUUCUGCCGUCGCCGCCGCCUUCGCCGACGGCAAAUCGCAGCUGGAGCUUGCGAAGAGACAGGUUCUUGUUUACUCGCUCUACGCACCCAAGGUUAAAAGCAUCAUGGAACUCAAUCACUAGAAUACUCACUCAACUGAUUAUUAAGCUUUUUUUUUUUAAUUUUGUAUUUGUAAUGCAUCGUUAUUGAUUCGAAUAAAAGAAAUUGACCAAUUUGGCAGUUGGGUAUUUAUAAUAUGUGAUGAAGUUGUGAACUUUGAUAA